UGAGUCAAUAAACGCGUGCCUCCCAAUUUGUUUGGCCAACACUCAAAACACUUGUUAUAUAAACCACAACACACAGCCAUCACAUAGCUCAACAAACUAUUUCUCGCAUCAUUUCCAGCAUGACACAAGAAGAUGAACCACAUGGCGAAGAAAUUCAAACUCUGCACCUCAACGACUUGAAGGCGCUCUCGGUGCUCGGCCGAGGCGGCAAAGGCGUGGUGUUUUUAGUCCAGACCAAAUCAGCUAGCCAGGAGCUGUUUGCGCUCAAAGUUGUCUCCAGAUCUUCGAUUGAGAAGAGGAGGAACGGGGAUGGCAGCGAGUACAAGCGUGUUUGUUUCGAACAGGAGGUUUUGAGGCGCCUGCGACAUCCGUUAUUGCCUAAACUCCGCGGAGUCUUGUGGACUGAGAACAUCCUUGGAUAUGCUAUUGAUUAUUGUCCCGGAGGUGAUCUGCAUUCUCUUCGAAUGAAAUUGUCCGAAAAAAUGUUCUCCGAUGAUGUUAUCAGAUUCUACGCGGCUGAAUUGGUACUGGCAUUGGAGUAUCUCCACGGAUUAGGCAUCGUUUACAGAGAUUUAAAGCCGGACAACGUGAUGAUCCAAGAAAACGGCCACUUAAUGCUUGUCGAUUUCGAUCUCUCAACUAAGCUCUCCGCCAAGCCUCAGGAGCCUCGAGUCAACUUAGUACAGAAAACAAAUGUCAAAAAGAAGAAAUCAUUCUACAAACGACGUUCAAACUCAGGUGUUUCACCCGAUAACACAAUGGAAUCGAAUGAAACCGUCGAGUCAGACUCGACGGUUUCGAAAUCAAAAUCAUUUGUCGGAACGGAUGAGUACAUGCCGCCCGAAAUGAUCCAAGGCAAGGGCCACGAUUUCGCGGUGGACUCGUGGUGCUUGGGAGUGAUGCUAUAUGAAAUGUUGUACGGUUCGACUCCGUUCAAGGGAAUAAAUCGAAAGGAAACGUAUUAUCGUAUUUUAGCAAAAUCUCCGGACUUAGUCGGUGAAAUGACACCGUUGAGAGAUUUGAUCGGGAAAUUGCUCGAAAAGGACCCGAAACAGAGGAUCUCGAUUCAAAAAAUCAAGGCUCACGAAUUUUUCGUGGGAGUUGAUUGGAGUCUUGUCCUGGACGUUACGAGACCACCUUUUAUUCCAGUGGAGCCAUGUGUUAAGCCUAAGGACAUGGAUGGAAAUAAUGGAAUUGAUGUGGAAUUAUUUGUCCGGGGAGUGUUUAAAGUUGAUGGGGAGAAGGAAAAAGAGUUUGGUGAGUUCAAGAAUGAGCUUCCUAACGAAUCUAACCAUUUUUUGGUUUUUUAAUUUAUAUUUUGAGCAUUUAAUUUAAUUAAAGUAUAUGGAAAAAGUAGGUGAAGUCUGAGAGGAGGCCCCUUUUUCUUAUUUUAACAAGCGGAAAAUGUAUCUACGAAUCUACGUGAAGAGAUGUAGAUUUGUUAAUUUUAAUAAUACUAAUAUUACGUAAAUCAAUACAUCAUGUGUGAUAGUAUCUGUUGAAAUA
Daucus carota subsp. sativus is the source of this 1506-nucleotide messenger RNA. RefSeq names its product serine/threonine-protein kinase OXI1. The transcript is spliced from 2 exons. Gene Ontology annotation, cellular component: nucleus; plasma membrane; cytoplasm. The coding region runs from base 120 to 1310 and encodes 396 amino acids. The record is from RefSeq and is a predicted model, not a curated record. Lineage: Eukaryota; Viridiplantae; Streptophyta; Magnoliopsida; Apiales; Apiaceae. Gene Ontology annotation, biological process: protein phosphorylation. Gene Ontology annotation, molecular function: ATP binding; protein serine/threonine kinase activity.